ACCUUGAGUAAGUGAGGGUGACGUCCCUUAGUGUUCAUUUGCUUCUAAACAAAUACAAUGGCGUAUUGGUUCCACCGGAAUCCGUUGAAAGCGACUACGCCUGUAACAUUUGAGUUACAUGGCGUGUCUACUAAUGAUGUCACAAGGAAGAUAUUCAGUGAUUUGCGAACAAAUCGGAAUAAGCUUCUUGAACACCUGACUGACCCUAACCACACAGUGGAAACCAUGGAAAAAACAGCAAAUGAAUACUUUUCUCUUCUUCAAGGUCUGUACAUGGAGAUUGAUUCAAAGGAGCCAGAAAAUAAGCUACGGAAAGUGUUGGCAUUCAGGUGGACAAACACACUGCUCGGGAAUAAUGCUGUGGAGGCACGGGAUGCUGUGUUUGAACAUGUUUCCAUGGCAAUCAAUGUUGCACUGUGGUAUACAAAACAUGCGGCAAAGCUGGCUGCAAAGGAUGAGCCUGACAUGGAAGAAGCAAAGGCAGUUCACAGGUGUCUUCGAACAGCAGCAGGAAUUUUUAAGUUUGUGAAAGAGACUUUAGUGCCAAAAUUGAUUGAUUCUUUUGAGAGUGGCACAGACACAGACACACGAGUGCUAGAUGCUUACAUCAAGCAGUGCACUGCAGAAGCUCAGGAAGUCACUUUGGCUAGAGCAGUUGAGCUGAAGCAUGCCAGUGGACUUGUUGCUGCCCUUGCUUAUGAGACAUCACAGAUUUACACCGAUGCAGACACUGCUCUUUCAAGCCUGGAUGAAAAAGUGGUUGGCAAGUGGCGAAAGUAUUUUCAGCUCAAGUCCAGCUUGUAUCUUGCUUGUGCACAUAGCUACAAUGGUGAGACAUUGUUGGCACAAGACAAAUGUGGUGAGGCCAUCCGUGGCUUGCAGGAGGGUGUUAAAAUGUAUGAGAAGGCUGAGCUCUUGUGUAAGGAAUAUGCCGUCAGCAAAGGUGCAGGCACGACAGCUCGGCCUCAGAAUCAUCUGUUCUUUCGUAAGCUGGGGCCAGUUAUCAGGAGGACACUGGAGAAAUGUGAGCGAGAGAAUGGAUUGAUUUAUCAUCAAAAGGUGGCAUAUGACCCACCUCACCUAGAACUUAAGGCUACCUAUGGUCUGGUCAGUCCCGAGGAGUAUAAGAACCCUUCUCUGAACUCUGUCUGGAUAGCAGAAGUGUAUAACAAGUUUGACACUAGUCGUCUUCCACAACCAGAGAAGAAGAAAGCAGACGACAAGCCUCCCACCCUUGCACCAGUGAAGGAAAAGGAGACACCCAUGUCGGACAAGGAUCCCCAAACAUUCAGUGGCUGCAUUGUAUCUUAAUCAUCAUAUUUAAACAUUCAGUGGCUGUAUUGUAUUUCAUCCAUCGCCGUGCCAUGUUAAGAUUUGCUCUGAGCAAAGUCUUCUACUGUGAUCAAGUGGCUGAGAUGAAAGGUCCCAUGUUGACAGCGGGAGCUAGACGUACAAGACAUUUAGAGCUGUAUCCAAAAUAGAACUGCAGGUCAAUUUUUGGGUCCAUUAUUUACUGAACUUUGUUUUAGCUGUACAGAUAGAUAGAUGUCAAGUUUAGUUAGUGACGAUCAUAAAGCUGUGCUGGUUGA
Pomacea canaliculata is the source of this 1589-nucleotide messenger RNA. RefSeq names its product BRO1 domain-containing protein BROX-like. The record is from RefSeq and is a predicted model, not a curated record. Lineage: Eukaryota; Metazoa; Mollusca; Gastropoda; Architaenioglossa; Ampullariidae.